AUGAAUAAUAUUCAAGCUAGUAAGAAAAAUAUUAUUAUUAACAGCGAACACGAACAGGUGACCAACGGAUCGAUACGUGUUACUCCAAAUAAAUGUGUUAUACAUUUCAAGCCUGGUCAUACAUAUAUGCAAACAAUACAAUUAUUGAACAUAACUGAUUUGCCACAAAUCAUUAAAAUCAAACCUUUGGAAUGUAAACUAUUCAAAUUUCCCUAUAUAACUACCGUUUCUAUUCUUCCCAAUGGAUCUUGGAAUUUGCAGUUUACUUUCAUGACUUAUUUAAAUCAGGAGUUCAAAAGUUAUUUGCAUUUAAAAAAUCCUACUGGCCAAGGAAACUUUGCUAUAGAGUUAAGAGCUAUACCAAAAAUGCAUUCUUGUUUACCCAAGAUCUUGGAUUUUGGAAAUGUGGAUAUAGGAAUGAGCGUUACGAGAAAGUUGAGUCUGGCUCCUAAAUCAAAACCUUAUCAGUUUCGCAUAUUUAUCCCAUUCGGUUUUGAGGGAUUAUGUGUAGAUCCAACUUGUGGUGAAGUACUUUGUGAUUAUCCAAAAAACGUCACAGUCGUUUAUACGCCUCAAUCGUAUAUUACUUUGUGUAUUGAUUUAGUAUUGUACCUUACAGGAUUUAAUCAAAAACCACAUGUUAUUACUUUGACGGCGGUUACAAAACCUAAGCCUUUUUGCCACAAAAAUAUAAAAAUGGAUAUAACAAUACCAAAAAAAAAAUAUUUACAUUCAUUUCAUAAAACACCUCAUUCAGAUAAGACAGAAAAUGAUAUCAUAGCUUUUAACCGACUAACUCUGAAUACAAUUUUGAAGAAUAAAGGCUCAGUUUUGGAUGUCGAGUCUUAUAAAUGGCUUAAUCCUCUUGGUGAGUUGGACAAAGUGUAUCGAGAUGCGUACUUACAGAAUUAUAAGGAUUUUAUGGUAAAUGUAAAAUGUUUUAGCGAUAAACAAAACAAAAAACGUUUUGAUAUACUUCGGAAUGAACUAAACACCAACGAAGAACAGCAAAAAUCUGUUUUCGACAAGCAAAAAACUAAAUGGAAAAUGUACAUUGAAAAAUUGAAUCCAUAUGAAAACAUACUACUUGAUGACCAAAUUGAACCGUUGGGACUUCGUGAAAGAAGUAUUCGAAUAAAUCAUAUUGAUACAAGUGAUUUCGAUUUCGACCCGAAUUUCGAUGAUAACUGGUUUAUACGAUUCCAAUUAUACAACAAAUUUAUUAACGCUGUCAAAAUAAUUAUAAUUAAAAAUCGUUUGGAAAAGAGACUAAAUAUUUUCAAAGCAUUAAUAGCUAAUAACAUAAUAAAUAUGUUGUGA
Rhopalosiphum maidis (corn leaf aphid) is the source of this 1320-nucleotide messenger RNA. RefSeq names its product cilia- and flagella-associated protein 221-like. Bases 1 to 1320 code for a protein of 439 amino acids. NCBI's taxonomy places the organism in Eukaryota, Metazoa, Arthropoda, Insecta, Hemiptera, Aphididae. Gene Ontology annotation, biological process: cilium assembly; cilium movement. Gene Ontology annotation, cellular component: cilium. The transcript has 9 exons. The record is from RefSeq and is a predicted model, not a curated record.